Messenger RNA from Plectropomus leopardus (leopard coralgrouper), 875 nucleotides. NCBI's taxonomy places the organism in Eukaryota, Metazoa, Chordata, Actinopteri, Perciformes, Serranidae. The record is from RefSeq and is a predicted model, not a curated record.
GAAUGAAAUAUAUCUCUGAAAUUAAGAAAAAUGUCCAGUUAUUGGUUCCUUGUGUGAUACAGCACAACAUUCAACCUGAUUAUCUUUCACAGGAUUGCAGCAUCACCAGCUCUCCACUACUCUGUACAACUGACACAGAUGAAGGGCAAAUGGACACGAACCAAGACAGAGCUGUGCAACCGGAUCUGACCACACAGGCCACUGCCUUUGUGAUAAAUGCUUGGGUCAAGCACCGUCUCUCACAGAGAGGCAUGAAUGACAUUGUUGCUGGAGUGCAGCAGUACCAGUCAUCACUGGUGAGCAACCUGAGGAGCCAGAUAGAGCAGGUGCUAAAGAAGCAUUUGGAAAACACACCAGGACACCUCCAAAAAGAAGUAAUGGAUGUAUUUGACAGUUUUGUUGACCCAUUCACAAGUGUUACCACAACAUUUCGACAGAACAGUGCUAUGAAGAAGCAGUUAAGCAUUUUGGAUGCAGACGAAAUUCCAAUUUCUCAAACUAUAUGCAAGAGGAAACGUGGAGCAUCAAAAGACUUUUUCAUUAAAAACAAAGUCUUUCAUUACAUACCAUUGGUCAAAAGUCUAGAGCAAUUCUUAUCACACCCGAAGAUAUUCUCUAUGAUUGAGAAGGGACCACAAAGGUGCAAAGAGGGAUUUUUUCAGGACAUUGUCAGAGAUUUAGGUGUGUUUGAUCAAGGUGGACAGAAUACUUUGCCCCCACUAUUGGCAUGGAUCCUGCCUCACCUGUACCGGGCCUCGGCCCUACCUUCUUGGCGGAAGCGUCCACGUCCCUGUCCCCGUGGCAGACGCGGCGGUCGGCUGGUGAAGCGGAAGCUCUGGCUGUCACGCUCUUCGUCCAUUUUCCCAGGCUCUUGA